Molecule: messenger RNA, 4167 nt
Organism: Eimeria acervulina
Lineage: Eukaryota; Apicomplexa; Conoidasida; Eucoccidiorida; Eimeriidae
Product: F-box domain containing protein, putative
Exons: 5
Coding region: 1-4167 (1388 amino acids)
Molecular function (GO): protein binding
Source: RefSeq, a predicted model, not a curated record
AUGACUCAUUGGACUGCUAACCGAAGCAGCCAAGGCAGGGAGGCAGCAGACUGCAGCGGCAGCAGCAGCAGCAGCACUACCGAUGCAAGCAGCAAGCUAGUCAGCAGUAGUGGCAGGCGCAGCAGCUCCACAAGCAGCAGCAGUAGCAGCAGAAGUAGCAGCAGCAGCAGAAGCAGCAGCCACACUAGCAAAAGCAGCAACGAAUGCUGCUUCAGCAACAGUAGCCGUUGGAGCAGCAGCAGGAACAAGAACCACCGGGGCAGCCGCAACCACAGCAGCAGCAGCAGCAGCAGCAGCAGCCACAGGAGCAGCAGUAACAGCAGCCGUAGCAGCAGCAGCAGCAGUAGAUGCAGCACCCGCAGCAACAGCAGCACCAGGAGCACUAGCAACAGCCUGAGCAGCAGCAGCAGCAGCAGCAGCAGCAGCAGCAGGGGUGAUUUGCCUGAGGUGGUGCUGCUGCUAGCUUCUCAGUAUUUUACUGUGAGCGAUUUAUGCAGCUGCUGUUUGGUUUGUCGGCGUUGGUUUGUGCUGCUAGCGCAGCAGCAGCAGCAGCAAUGGCGUUUGCUGCUGCUGCAGCAAUACGGAGUGAAGUAUGAAAAUUAUUUUAAGUACAGAAGGGGCUGGAGCUGGCGGCUGACACUGGCGAAGGCAGCAACCUUCGUUAGAAACAUCAAACAGGCGAAGUACCGGCACACUUCUUAUAAAGAGUUGCUUCGCCCUGCGCUGCCUCGAGCGCGUGUGCGUAGUCUCGCUUUGUGCUGCUGCUGCUGCUGCUUCCUCUGGGAAGAUGGGGUGUAUAUACACCUCAUCCACCUGGAGCAGCAAAAAGAAGUCUGGAAGGCAGCAACAGACACACCAGUAGAUCACCUCCUCCCCUGCAGCAGCAGCAGCAGCAGCAGCAGCAGGAUCUGCAGCAGCAGCAGCAGCAGCAGGAAUGAAGAGGAAGAAGAGGUUCGGGUUUGUUUGGUGGCGACAGCAACAAAGGCUGUCUUUCUGAAGCAAGGAGUUUUGCGUGGGUUUAAUUUAGUAGAUGGGCGUCUUGCUGCUGCAGCUUUGCUGCCAGCAGCAGCAGCAGCAGCAGCAGCAGCAAAUCGACCUGAGUUCCCUUUAGAUGUAUCUCUAAGAAACCUGCAGCUAACUGUCUUGGCUGGCAAUACACUGCAUGUAUUUCAUUCGCAUACACUGCAGCUUCUCUACACCGUCUUACAUCACCAAGGCCCUGCUGCUGCUCCUGCUGCUGCUCCUGUUGCUGCUCCUGCUGCAGCGGCUGCUGCGCCGUACGCUGCUGAUCAUCCUGCCCCUUUUGCUGCUGCUGCUGGUGCGCCUCCUUAUGCUGCUCCUCCUGCUGCUGCUGCAGCAGCGGUGGCACAUACACGCAUGCAACCCAACGCAGCAGCAGCAGCAGCAGCAGCGAGUGCAGCAGCAGCAGCGGCAGCAGGAGACGACACAGCGCAGGAUCUCGACUUCCUCUGGGCCGGAUAUGUUGAUGCACACCCAAAUUACAGCAGCAGCAGCAGCAGCAGCAGCAGCAGACUCCGCGCACCGCAGCUGCCAGCGGAGGCCCCCGUCUCGCUGCUGCUCCAGGAAGCACGCGAGAUGCAACAGGAGCAGCAGCAGCAGCAGCAGCAGCAAGACUGCCACCCACCUCCUUUCUGUUGCGGCCUUCAGAGAGCAAGUUUGUUUGGUGCUGCAGUGCAGCAGCAGCAGCAGCAAAUACGCCGCAGCAAACACCUCGUCACUUGGCUGAGAAGAAGCUGCAGCACUAUCAAGAUCUGGGCUGUAGCAGAUGGUUCGCUGUGUCAUAGUCUGCCUGCCCCUUCUUCCGGCGCCUCGUUUUUGCGUCUGCGGCAGCUGCCGCACCCACGGAGCCAGCAGCAGCAGCAGCAGCAGCAGCACUAUCUGCUGGCUGCUUUAGAUAACGAAGGGCUGCUGACUCUGUAUGACAGCAGCAGCAGCUUCUCGAGUGUAUGUACACUCAGCUGCAGCGGGGGAGGGGGCCCUAUAACAAGACACAGCUUCUCCGCACAUCAUUUAAUUGUACUGCAGCAAAUGCAAACUGAGCACUUGCUGCUGCUGCUGCACCAACGCAUGCUGCAGCAGCAGCUGCAGCAGCAGCAGCUGCAGCAGCAGCAGCACCAGCAACUGCAGCUGCAGCAGCAGCAGCAGGAAGGUGAAAAUGAUGCCAAUGCAGUAAACUUUGUUGCAGCCGCCUUGUCUUCGUUCAAUACCGCUCUUGCUGCUGCUGCACUGCCGCUACUGCGGCGCGACGACAGCAGCAGCAGCAGCAGCGGCAGCAGAAGAAGCAGCAGGACAAGCGGAGAUCUUAUGCGGGAUCACUCGCAGGAGCAGCUGCUGCUGCAGCAGCAGCAGGCGCUGCGCUUGCUGCAGCAGCUGCAGCAGCAUGGAGAUCUGCGGCUGCUACAAAGCACAGGACUCCUCAGCGUAGUGAAAGUUUGGUCGCUUGACCAACUGCACCGCGUCGCCUUCUCGGCGCUGAGGCAAGGCCUGAAGCAGCAGCAGCGGGAGUCGCAGCAGCCGCAGCUGCAGCAGCAACCGCAGCAGCAAUUGCAGCAGCAACAGCAGCAGCAGCGGGAGCUCCCCGCGCUUCUCUUCGCAGGGACUCCCAGACAGGGAGAGCAGCAGCAACAGCAGCAGCAACAGCAGCAGCAACUGCAGCAACACCAGCAAGACAAUAAAGUAAGCAAGCUCAGUAAUCCUUGCGAUUCAGUCUGCUGUUUGACAGACAGCAGGAGCAGCAACAGCAGCAGCAGCAGCAAUAGCAGCAACAGCAACGGCAGCAGCAUGUGCUGCUGCUGUAGCCCUUGCCGAAGCAAACUCAGGUCCUGCUGCUGCUGUACAUGCGGUGGUAGUAGCAAUCAGCGCUGCUGCCCUCGCCCAGCAGCAUCAGCAGCUGCGGCUGCUGCUGUUGCUGCAGUUGCUGCUGCUGCUCCGGAAAGGGAACUAGUUCAGUUCAAGAGCCGCAGCAGCUGCAGCAGCAACGUCGGCUGCAACAGCAGCAGCAGCAAUAGCUGCUACGGCAGCAACAGCAGUGGCAACAACAGCCGCAGCAGCAACUGCAGCAGCACCAGCAACAGCAGCAGCAGCAGCAAUCCUUGCAAGAGCAGCUGCAGCAGCCCUACAGCAGGUAUUUGUCUCGAGGGAGGUGUGGGUGGUUGCAGCAGCAGCAACGCCAGCAGCAGCAACUUCAGCAGCAGCAGCAGCAGCAGCAGCAGCACCUGCAUCGGCAACAGCCGAGUGAACAUUAGGAAGAGGGGCAGGCACAGCAGCAGCAACAGCAGCAGCAGCAGCAGUGGCAAGAGGCCAGCUUACCGCUGUGGGUCUUGCUUCUACAGGCAGCAACACCAGCAGCAGCAGCAGCAGCAGCAGCAGCAACAGCAGCACAGUAUUCGAGGUCCUAUAUUUGCCUGUACAGCAGCAGCACGCUCCAACUCAAUCGCAGAAAGUGCAGCAGCAGCAGAAGCAGCAGCACCGAGAGCAGAAGCGGAAGGAAGAGCCUCAGCUUUAUUUGAAGAGGCAGUAAAGAUGACUGUGAAUGCUCCUCCUGCAGCAGCAGCAGCAGCAGCAGCAGCAGCAGAGGAAAGCUGCUGCUGCUGCGUGGCUGUCGAUCCCUUCGAUCCUGAGCCGCAGGUGCCCCUCAGGUUUGGCAGCCGCUGCUGCUGCUGCUGCUGCUGCUGCGCCAGUGAAGCGCGAGCAGCAGCAGCAGGGAAGCAGGAACAGCAGCAGAAGCGGCAACAGCAGCAGCGGGCGCCCGAGCAGCAGCAUCACGAGCAGCAGCAGAAGCAGCAGAAACAGCAGCAGCAGCAGCAGCAGCAGCAGCAGCACUGGGCUCUGUUUUAUCUAGAACGUCUGCAGCGACGCCUGCAGCAGCAGCAGCAGCAGUAUCAGCAGCAGCAGCAGCAGCAGCUCAGGCUGCUGCAGCAACUGGAAGCAGCUGAAGCGUCUUCCGUUUUGGGCUCCGAGUUGUUGGCUGAUUGCAAAGCAGCAGCAGCAGCAGCAGCAGCAGCAGCAGGGGCAGGAGCAGCAGCAGCAGGAGGUGCAGCAUGCGCCGCCGCAGCAGCAGCGAAAGCCGCCGCCGCCAAAGUAGCAGCAGCAGCCGUAGCCGCAGCAGCAGCAGCAACAGCAAUAGCAGCAGCAGCAGCACAAUGA